AUGCCCAUGCUCACUCGCAUCCAACUUUGGCCAUUCCCUCCUCUGCCUACCGCGGCCAUCGAUGUAAGAUUCGUCAAGAGACAGAUCGGUAUCCGCAGUAGCGCAGGGUCGAAUAUGGAGCCCCAAAGCCAGAUACGAGAAUUGCAACGGAAUGUUGCGCUGCAACAUUCAAUUGCAAUGUUUAAGGGCUUAGCUUAUUCACUUCCGAAGAAGGAAUUUCAAGGCAUGGAUCUCGCCUUGCGCUCCACCUUACAGCGCGAAGAAUAUCCUAUGAGAGAGCACAAUGUGAGCACAGCAGAAGCAAGAAACUUGGAGUAUGGGUAUUAG
This is a messenger RNA of Penicillium coprophilum, 327 nucleotides long. RefSeq lists its product as uncharacterized. The transcript is spliced from 2 exons. The coding region runs from base 1 to 327 and encodes 108 amino acids. The record is from RefSeq and is a predicted model, not a curated record. Lineage: Eukaryota; Fungi; Ascomycota; Eurotiomycetes; Eurotiales; Aspergillaceae.